Messenger RNA from Blastocystis hominis, 945 nucleotides. RefSeq lists its product as hypothetical. Lineage: Eukaryota; Bigyra; Opalinata; Blastocystidae. The transcript has 5 exons. Gene Ontology annotation, cellular component: DNA replication factor C complex; nucleus. Gene Ontology annotation, biological process: DNA-templated DNA replication; DNA repair. Gene Ontology annotation, molecular function: DNA clamp loader activity; DNA binding; ATP hydrolysis activity. Bases 1 to 945 code for a protein of 314 amino acids. The record is from RefSeq and is a predicted model, not a curated record.
AUGGACCAGCCAUGGAUAGAAAAGCAUCGACCACAGUGUCUUGAGGACAUUGUGGGAAAUGAGGAAACGAUAAAACGUAUGAAAGUAAUUACUGAGACUGGGAACCUUCCUCAUAUUCUUUUGGCUGGACCCCCAGGGACAGGAAAGACAACGAGCAUGCUAUGCCUAGCUCAUGCGAUGCUGGGAGAUGCUUACAAAACUGCAGUGAUUGAGUUAAAUGCCUCGGAUGACAGAGGAAUUGAUGUUGUAAGGGAAAAAAUCAAGCUAUUUGCUCAAAGCAAGGUUAGUUUACCGGAGGGUUCCCAUAAACUUGUUCUUUUGGACGAGGCAGACAGUAUGACACCAGCGGCGCAGCAAGCGCUUCGUCGCAUCAUGGAACUGUACUCGUCGACAACUCGCUUUGCCCUCGUAUGCAACAUAUCUUCCAAGAUCAUCGAGCCGAUUCAAAGUCGAUGUGCAAUUCUUCGGUUUAAUCGCCUGAAAGACACCGAGAUUCUGGACCGUCUUCUCCACAUUUGCGAGGAGGAAAAGAUCACCUACACAAACGACGGACUCUCUGCACUGCUGUUUUGCGCUGACGGGGAUCUCCGUGUGGCCGUCAACAGUCUCCAGGCCACGUUCUACGGAUUCAACGUUGUGAACGAGGAGAACGUGAUCAAGGUUUGCGAUCAGCCCCCUCCCGUCGUUGCGAAGCAGAUCGUGCAGUGCUGCGUGUCCAAAGAUAUGGUUGGCGCGCGCAGUGGGAUGACGCAGCUCUGGAAUCUCGGGUAUUCGUCCUCCGAUAUCGUGGGAACGAUUUUUAAAGUGACAAAAGACGCUGAUCUGACAGAGAAACUGAAGCUGGAGUUUUUGAAGGAAAUCGGCAUCUGCCAGUUGCGGAUUGCGGAAGGAGCGACGACUUUGCUUCAGCUUCUGGGCCUGGUAGCGAAGAUGUGUGAGAAAUAA